Molecule: messenger RNA, 948 nt
Organism: Alternaria arborescens
Lineage: Eukaryota; Fungi; Ascomycota; Dothideomycetes; Pleosporales; Pleosporaceae
Exons: 2
Coding region: 1-948 (315 amino acids)
Source: RefSeq, a predicted model, not a curated record
AUGUUCUUCCAAGCCUCACUACUACUCACAACCUUCUUUUCCUCCGCGUCAGCACAGUACGCCCUCAACAACAGUGUCGGCUCAUGUGGAGAUGUGCAUUGCCCUCCCGACAAUACCCCCGUAGGAGCAGAAUGCAACGUGACCGACAAAACCUACGAAGCAAUCGGGCUACGAUCGUUCUCCACGGCUAUCACAGAUGACAACAACAAUCUGACAUGGACCCUCGCUACACACCACAACCAAACCCACUCCAGCAAGACCAUGCUCACGGAGAAGAGCUUUUAUCUCGGCACUCCUCCUUCACUCGAACUUGAUAGCGAGAACCUACCGUAUCGAGGCUGCGCCAUAUUCUUAUAUGAGAAUCCUGUUGGGCGGAAUAACUCUUGGGACUGCGAGAAGGUUGUCGGCGCGACGUGCAUAUCGUCGUUGUUAACCCAGGUUAACACACUACUGGGGCUAUCUGCCAACGAAACAGAGACGACGGAAGAGAGCUGUCUUCGCGUGCAAAGAGGACUGAAUGAGACGUUCCCUGACGAGUGUUCUGAGGUGACGAACUCUACUUCCUGGCCUGGAAUAUCUGCCAUACCACUUACUGGCAAGGACGCGCCUACACCACCAGAUUCUACAAGCAACGCCAGCUCGAACUGUCACCCGACUCUUCCCAAAUCCAACGACCUCAGUUACGCUUUUGGUUACAAUGCAAGUGGUCUGGGUGCCGGUACUGACAUCGUUAUCACCACAUUUUGGUCACCAGAUGGGAAUGUUGAAGGCGCUGUGAGUGGUACGGACUCACAGCUCAUGUGCCUAUGGAUAAACCCAUUGACAGACCGGUCGGUGGCUACUAAUGUCGGCAAUAAUAAGGAUGAUGAGGGUGCUGCAAUUCGUCCAUCUUUCAGCAUGGUUAAUGUCCUCAUCUGCAUGGGCCUGGGUUUUUUCCAAUUCAUGUAG